Molecule: messenger RNA, 1341 nt
Organism: Mus musculus (house mouse)
Lineage: Eukaryota; Metazoa; Chordata; Mammalia; Rodentia; Muridae
Gene: Akr1b10
Product: aldo-keto reductase family 1, member B10
Exons: 10
Coding region: 96-1046 (316 amino acids)
Biological process (GO): retinal metabolic process; retinol metabolic process; polyol metabolic process
Cellular component (GO): cytosol
Molecular function (GO): NADPH binding; NADP+ binding; oxidoreductase activity
Source: RefSeq, marked validated
GAGCCUGUCUCCUCAAGGACACGGAACCAGUUGCCAGACUCCUAAUUUAGGCAAAGGCUCCCGUCUGUUCCCUUUGAACCGUUUCUGCAGCAACCAUGGCCGCCUUCGUGACGCUCCUUACCGGAGCCAAGAUGCCCAUUGUGGGCCUGGGCACCUGGAAGUCUCCCCCAGCUAAAGUCAGGGAAGCUGUGAAGGUGGCCAUUGAUGCUGGGUAUCGCCACAUUGAUUGUGCCUAUGUCUAUCAGAAUGAGAGCGAGGUGGGAGAAGCCAUCCAAGAGAAGAUCCAGGAGAAGGCUGUGAAGCGGGAGGACCUCUUCAUCGUCAGCAAGCUGUGGUCCACCUUCUUUGAGAAAAGCCUGGUGAAGAAAGCCUUCCAGAACACCCUCUCGGAUCUGAAGCUUGACUACCUGGACCUGUAUCUAAUCCACUGGCCACAGGGAUUUCAGUCUGGAAAUGUCUUUUUACCCACAGAUGAUAAAGGCAGUAUUCUCAGCAGUAAAUAUACGUUCUUGGAUGCUUGGGAGGCCAUGGAGGAACUGGUGGACCAGGGGCUGGUGAAAGCUCUGGGUGUCUCCAACUUCAACCACUUCCAGAUUGAAAGGCUCCUGAACAAGCCUGGACUGAAACAUAAGCCAGUGACCAACCAGGUCGAGUGUCACCCUUACCUCACCCAGGAAAAACUGAUCCAGUACUGUCACUCCAAGGGCAUCACCAUCACAGCCUACAGUCCCCUGGGCUCCCCAGACAGGCCUAGUGCCAAACCAGAGGACCCCCUAUUACUGGAGAUUCCCAAGAUCAAAGAGAUUGCUGCAAAGCACAAGAGGACUGCAGCACAGGUUCUGAUUCGGUUCCAUAUAGAGAGGAACGUGGUGGUGAUCCCCAAGUCUGUGACACCUUCUCGAAUACAGGAGAACAUUCAGGUCUUCGACUUCCAGUUAAGUGAGGAGGACAUGGCCGCCAUUCUCAGCUUCAACAGGAACUGGAGGGCCUGUGGCCUGUUUGCAGCAAGUCAUAACGAGGACUUCCCUUUCCAUGCGGAAUACUGAAGCCAAGUACCAGAUGCGCUUGCCUGGAGGACACUCUUCACUGAUAUGCAACCCGCUCCUACUGACUCCUAUUUUUGCCAAGCCUAUUGGAUAUCAUACCAAACCAGCCUCAACAGUGCAAUUCUGCAUUUAAAUUCUCAUGUUCAACUAGAAGCAGACUGUCACAGGAAGAUGCAUCUCAGCAAAGGGCAAUGUUUGUCACUAAUUUGACCUGGCCGGAUGUUUGUCAGAAACCAGGAACACUAAUAACACUGAAGAUUAAAAAGAUAAAAUAAUAAAAAUAGCAAUAAUCGUA